Hydatigera taeniaeformis is the source of this 702-nucleotide messenger RNA. The record is from the annotation of a GenBank genome assembly. Lineage: Eukaryota; Metazoa; Platyhelminthes; Cestoda; Cyclophyllidea; Taeniidae.
AUGUGCGCGUGUACAGUGUUUGUAUUGUUAGAGCUGGUGGUGAAGGCAUUCGGUGUAGCCUCCCUCAUCUCGCUUGCGUCGUGUCAGUUACCCACGAAUCUCGAGCGCGCACAAAUACUUGAGGCUCACCUGCGGAUUCGAGAGGAUGUGUGGCCUCCCGCCAGCAAUAUGAUGCUGAUGGAGUACUCUAUGGAGCUGGAGCAUCUUGCGGAUUACUGGGCCAGUCGAUGCGAAUUCGAGCAUCCGGAUUCGAGAAUCUUUCCGCACUACCAUGAUUUGGGACAAAAUCUCGCCAUUUUUGGCAGCUUGACGCCAACUUUCACAGAAGCUGUUUGUGGCUACAAUAAGGAGCGGAAAUACUACCAUUAUCACAAUCACUCCUGCACCGGUCGUUGUGGCCACUAUACUCAGAUGGUUUGGGCGACCUCAAAUCAGUUGGGCUGUGCCAUGCGGCGAUGUGAUGGUCUGCGAUCCGACUGGGGAAAUCCACAAUACCUCAGUGUCUGUCAAUACAAGCCUGACGGCAACAUACGCGGACGGAAGCCCUAUGAGUUUGGUCGCAGUUGCGGCAAAUGUCCAGAGGGUUACUUUUGCCUCCGUAACCAGUGUGCCAAGGAAUUCCGAUUAAAGAAGGCAUACCCGUUGAUGCGCUUUAAGAAAUCCAGCGUCAGAGAUGUCCCGAAAUGCAAAGUCUACAGGUAG